Purpureocillium takamizusanense is the source of this 1560-nucleotide messenger RNA. RefSeq lists its product as uncharacterized. Gene Ontology annotation, molecular function: methyltransferase activity. The transcript is spliced from 3 exons. NCBI's taxonomy places the organism in Eukaryota, Fungi, Ascomycota, Sordariomycetes, Hypocreales, Ophiocordycipitaceae. The record is from RefSeq and is a predicted model, not a curated record. Bases 207 to 1331 code for a protein of 374 amino acids.
CGUCAACGGUGAUUAGUCACUGAAGGCCGCCGUAAUACACUUAAGGACAGGGCCAGGUCAUCGUCUACUGUGCCUUCCGUUCGCCUAGGUCUAGUAGUUCAACUCGCUCACCGAGUCCUGCCUGCGGACCGUCGAGAGCGCAGAAUAGCCCCUCGUUCGAUGAGGCGCUCGCGCAAGCUGCGCCCGGGACCCUGAUAAGCAACGACAUGGACCAACGCGGCGGGGACCCCUUGGGGGCUGCCAACAAAAGCAACGAAGGCGCAGGCCCAAUUGACCACCUGCUGAACCCUGCAGCUGUUGCCGACGCCGAGCGACCGGCGCCACUGCAGGUUGACACCGAGGCUUUCGACGACGGCGACGGCAAUGGCGACGGCGACUCGGCCUAUGGAUCGGACGGCGGUUCCGCGUACACGGGCUCCGUCACAUCGUCCAUCUACGAUUACCAGUACGAGAACGGCCGUCGCUACCAUGCCUAUCGCGAGGGGCAGUACGUGCUCCCCAACGACGACCAGGAACAGGAGCGCCUCGACCUGCAGCAUCACAUCUGGCGUCUGCUGCUCGGCGGGCGGCUCUACACGGCGGCGCUCCCGGACCCGUCGACGAAGCCGCCCCUGCGCGUCCUCGACCUCGGCACGGGCACGGGCAUCUGGGCCAUCGACAUGGCGGACGAGUUCCCCUCAGCCGACGUCGCGGGCGUGGACCUGUCGCCCAUCCAGCCCGAGUGGGUGCCCAACAACUGCCGCUUCCACGUCGACGACUACGAGGACGAGUGGACCUACCGCGACGAGGAAAAGUUUGACUACAUCCACGGUCGCGCGUUGAGCGGCACGUCGGCGGACUGGGACCGUUUUUACAGGCAGGCGCUCCGCCACCUCAAGCCGGGGGGGGUCAUGGAGAUGCAAGAGUACGACGCGUGGAUUUUCAGCGACGACGACAGCUGCGACCGCGCCCCGUGGACAAUGGAGUGGGUGAACAAGCUGGAUGCCGCCAGCAAGAUGUACGGGAAGCAAAUCAACGUGGCGCGAUACCACAAGCAGUGGAUGAAGGACGCCGGCUUCGAGGACGUCCGCGAGGUGGUGCACAGGAUACCCAUCGGCCCGUGGGCCAAGGACCCCGCGCUCAAGGAGCUCGGCCGCUUCGAGCUCAUCCACAUGCAGAUGUCGGUCGACUCGCACACGCCGGCGCUCUUCACGCGCGUGCUCAACUACUCGUCGGACCAGGCCAUGGUCCUGAUGGAAGGCGUCAAGCGCGAGUUUAGGAGCCGCGACCUACGGCUAAUUACAAGCUACCGCUUCAUAACUGGGCGCAAGCGUACGACCGCGACUCCGUAGCAGGGCUCCCCGCGGUGUUGCUCGUGCACGCGCGCUCGCAAAGUCAGAAAGGGUUCUUGCAGAAGCAAGCGUGCCGGCUUUUUGGAUAGGAAUGGGAUCGGAGGAAGAAGCAUUGCAUUGGGGAGCGUUGUAGAGACCAGUCUCCGACUGGCCGGCCCCCCGUGCAGCCAAGUAUUUAGCUACCGUUACGAUGCACAUGAAUGAUUACCGAGCGAAUGAUGGACGAUCA